Molecule: messenger RNA, 2871 nt
Organism: Chaetomium globosum CBS 148.51
Lineage: Eukaryota; Fungi; Ascomycota; Sordariomycetes; Sordariales; Chaetomiaceae
Exons: 3
Coding region: 1-2871 (956 amino acids)
Biological process (GO): mRNA 3'-end processing by stem-loop binding and cleavage
Cellular component (GO): mRNA cleavage and polyadenylation specificity factor complex
Molecular function (GO): RNA binding
Source: RefSeq, a predicted model, not a curated record
AUGUUCACUUUCAGCCCACUACAAGGCGCAUUGUCAGAAUCGACGGCAUCGCAAUCGCUCCUGGAACUCGAUGGGGGUGUGAAGGUGUUGAUAGAUGUCGGUUGGGAUGAGGCGUUUGAUGUCGAGAAGCUGCGCGAGUUGGAAAAGCAAAUCCCCACGCUCUCCUUGAUACUACUCACUCACGCGACUGUGGACCACCUUGGUGCAUACGCCCAUUGUUGCAAGAACUUCCCUCUCUUCACUCGCGUCCCAGUCUAUGCGACACGCCCCGUCAUCGACCUCGGCCGCACCCUGACCCAAGAUCUCUACGCUUCGACCCCUGUGGCCGCGACAACGAUAUCCCCCACUUCGCUCGCCGAGGCAUCAUACUCGUAUGCGCAGACGUCAUCCGCCGACCAUAAACUCCUCCUGCAACCGCCAACCCCAGAGGAGAUCGCACGUUACUUUUCUCUCAUCCAGCCUCUCAAGUACUCUCAACCCCACCAACCGCUGCCGUCGCCCUUCUCUCCGCCCCUCAACGGGCUGACAAUCACCGCCUACAACUCGGGCCACACACUUGGAGGAACGAUCUGGCAUAUACAACAUGGCCUCGAGUCCAUCGUUUAUGCCGUCGACUGGAACCAGGCCCGUGAGAAUGUCUUCUCCGGUGCCGCUUGGUUGGGGGGAGGUCACGGAGGCGCAGGAGGGGCCGAGGUUAUUGAACAGUUGAGGAAACCAACGGCGCUGGUAUGCAGCAGCCGCACGCCCGAGACGGCACUCCCACGUGGCCGGCGUGACGAGCAGCUCCUAGAGUCAAUCAAACUCUGCAUCGCCAGGGGUGGGACGGUGCUGAUCCCCGUGGACUCGAGCGCAAGAGUGCUCGAGCUCUCGUAUUUUCUGGAACACGCGUGGAGGGCCGAGAUUGCGAAGGACAACGAGGUCUUCAAGUCGACAAAGGCUUACCUGGCUGGCCGCACCAUUAACAGUACCAUGAGGAAUGCGAGGAGUAUGCUGGAAUGGAUGGACGACAGCAUCGUGAGAGAAUUUGAGGCUGUGGCUGGUGGUCAAAGGGGAAACGGAGGCAGCGGUGGCGGUAAGGGCAAGGAUGCUGGCCCUUUCGAUUUCAAGUAUCUGAGGCUGCUGGAGCGGAAAGCGCAGGUUGAGCGUGUCCUACAGCAAGCGGCGGAUGCCUCGGAGCCAAAAGGCAGGGUUAUUGUCGCUACCGACUCGAGCCUGGAGUGGGGGUUCUCCAAGGAGGUCAUGCGAGCGAUUGCUGGAGACCCCAGGAACCUUGUCAUCCUUACUGAAAAGCCCAGCCUCAACCCGAACACGCCGUCGAUCGCUCGGACACUAUGGGAAUGGUGGAGGGAGAGAAAGGAUGGCGUCGCGGUGGAGCAAACGAGCAAUGGCGACACCUUUGAGCAGGUCUACGGGGGUGGGCGCGACCUCGAAGUGGGCCAUGCGACGCGGCAAGCACUGGAAGGCGGCGAACUUGAUAUCUACCAACAGUGGCUAGCAACACAGCGCCAGCUGCAAGCGACGUUGCAGAGCGGCGGCACGGCUGCCCUAGAAUCCGCCGCCGAUGUUGUGGACGAUGCCUCGGAAACCACAACCGAAUCUGAGGAGUCCGAGACGGAACAGCAAGGGAAGGCCUUGAACGUGUCCACAACAAUAGGUCAGGCGAGCCGCAAGAAGGUGGUUCUGAAAGACGAAGACUUGGGCAUCACGAUCUUGUUCAAGAAGAAGGGCGUCUACGAUUUUGAUGUCAGGGGGAAGAAGGGGAGGGAACGCAUGUUCCCCACCGUUAUGCGGCGGAAACGCAACGACGAGUUCGGCGAGCUUAUCAGGCCCGAAGAAUAUCUGCGGGCGGAGGAGCGGGAAGACGCCGAGGGGCAGGACGAGAGGCAGGACGGCAACCGGCACGAUCAGGGCCUCGGCAAGAAGCGCAAGUUUGACGACGUUGGCGCGUCCAAGGGAGCCCCGGGGGCCAACAAACGGUCCCAAGGCAAGCGCGCUGCUUCUGACGAGCCAGAGGCUGCUGCGUUAUCCGACGGCCAUGCCGGCGACGAGCUCGACGAGCUGGAAGACGAGGAGGAAGCCGUGAUCGGCCCGGCCAAGCUGGUGGUCACGUCACAAACCGUCUCGGUCCAGCUCCGCAUCGCCUUUGUCGACUUCAGCGGCCUCCACGACAAGCGCAGCUUGAACAUGCUGAUCCCAUUGAUCCAGCCACGCAAGUUGAUCCUCGUCGCGGGGGCAGAGGAGGAGACGCUGGCGCUCGCGGCCGACUGCAAGAAGUUGCUGAGCGCCCAGCUCGCAUCGGGGUCGUCCCAGAGCGCCAUCGACGUGUUCACUCCGGCCAUGGGCGCCACCGUCAACGCCUCAGUCGAUACCAACGCCUGGGUGGUCAAGCUAGCUGACCCCUUCGUCAAGCGCCUUAAGUGGCAGAACCGACAAAAGCUCGAAGGCACCCCCGCAACCGAAACACCAGCAGCCGCAACCGACGGCACCCUCACCACCACCAACUCCAGCCCCAACAACAACAAACCCACCCUCCCCACCCUCGACGUCCUCCCACCCACCCUGGCCUCUGCCGUGCGGUCGGCCGCGCAGCCGCUGCACGUGGGCGAUCUGCGACUGGCGGACCUGCGGCGGGCGAUGUUGGGGGCCGGACACCGGGCCGAGUUCCGCGGCGAAGGCACGCUGCUGAUUGAUGGCACGGUGGCGGUGCGCAAGACGGCGACGGGGAGGAUUGAGAUUGAGAGUGUGGGGUUGCCAUUGGUGGUGGGUGGUGGUGGUGUGGGUGGGGGGAGGGGUGGCGUGGGUGGGAUGGGGACGUUUUAUGAAGUGAGGAGGAAGAUUUAUGAGGGGUUGGCUGUGGUGGCGGGGGCGUGA